This is a messenger RNA of Heterobilharzia americana, 423 nucleotides long. Lineage: Eukaryota; Metazoa; Platyhelminthes; Trematoda; Strigeidida; Schistosomatidae. The record is from the annotation of a GenBank genome assembly.
AUGUUCAGUAGGGAUAAAAGUGUUGAUGAAGAAUUAGAAGGACAAAUUCAAGCAAAUGAACUUCGAAUCAUUCUGUUAACAGAACAAACUAAACGUUUACGUAAUGCAUUAAAAUUGAUAAAUGAAAAACGUGAUAAUGUUAUGACCAAUGUACAGACAACAGAAAAAGAAGAUAUAAAAUUACUAUCAACAGAAAUUGACGAUUUAAUACUGGAUAAUAUUUCACCUACUACUUAUGUAAAUCAAAUUCUCUCCAAAAAUAACUCUUGUCUACGUUCCAAAACUUAUACAAAAUCAAAAAUUACAUCAAAUGAUGUUGAUAUAAACUAUUCAUCAAAUAUUCAAUUAUGGUCUGGACCAAAUACACUAUCCACAAGGAUAACAAAAGCAUCAAAUCGUCCACGAUCUAAGAAGAUAAAAUGA